AUGGCUUUAUUACGUCCAUUGACUCACUGGAACAGUUCAACACAGUGUCAAACUCAAGAUCAACAGAUGAAGAUGUUGCUAGUGUGGAAGGGCUUUAGAGGAAAGGAUUUGUCGGAAGAGAAAAGCCCAAACGGCCAACGCAUCAAACAAGGAAAGGUUCGAGGGUUCUGGACACGUGACCAGAGAACCUCCUUCGACAACCAAAUCCUUCUAUCCUGUGCCUCCAUGCCAUCGGGAUUUUUAGCAUUAACCGCGGCUCAUAAACGAAAUGAAAAAAAAGACGGGAAAAAGGGAAAAGAUCAGCCAGAUCGGGAAAUAACGGAAGCUUCGAAACAGCGACAACCCCACAAUCCUCCUACAACCCAACCCCACAAUCCUAUAACCAACAACCCCACAAUCCUACAACCCAACAACAACACAAUCCUGCCACAAUCUACAACCCACACCACAAUCCUACAACCCACAAUCCUAUACCCAACCCCACAAUCCUACAACCCAACAACCCCACAAUCCUACAACCCAACAUCCACAACUCCACAAUCCUACAACCCCACAAUCCUACAACCCAAGAAAUCCUACAACCCAACCCCACAAUCCUAUAACCAAACCCCACAAUCCUACAACCCAACAACCCCACAAUCCUACCCAACCCCACAAGCCCACAAUCCUACAACCCCCCACAAAUCCUACAACCCCAACAACCCCACAAUCCUAGAACCCAACAAUCCGACACAAUCCGACAACCCCACAAUCCUACAACCAACAACCCCCAAUCCUACAACCCAACAAUCCCCAAUCCUACACAACCCAACUACCCCACAGUCCUACAACCCAACCCACAAUCCUAUAACCCAACCCCACAAUCCUACAACCCAACAACCCACAAUCCUACAACCGAACAAUCCGACAACCCCACAUUCCUACAACCCAACAACCCCCACAAUCCUACAACCCAACACCCCACAAUCCAAACCAAACCCCAACCCACAAUCCUACAACCCAACACCCCCCCCAACCCAACCCCACAAUCCUAACCCCAAACCAACCCCAACCUACAACCCAACAACUCCCCACAAUCCUACAAACCAACAACCGACAAACCCCAACAACCUACAACCCAACAAUCCUACACCCCAGAAACAACCCAACAACAGCCACAAUCCUACAACCCCAACAACCCACAAUCCUACAACCCAACAACCCCCAAACAAUAACACAAUUCCUACAACCCAAAUCAACAACCUUAAACCCCCAACAAUCCCCAACAACCCACAAUCCUACAACCGCCACAACCCACAAUCCUACAACCCAACAACCCCACAAUCCUACAACCAACCCACAAUCCUAUAA
Molecule: messenger RNA, 1350 nt
Organism: Penaeus vannamei (Pacific white shrimp)
Lineage: Eukaryota; Metazoa; Arthropoda; Malacostraca; Decapoda; Penaeidae
Source: RefSeq, a predicted model, not a curated record